AUGCAUCUAGUCCAUUUAUCAGUUUUCAUUUCCGUGGCCGUGCUUUUAGCAGCACACCGCGUUGAAGGGUUAGAUGAAUCGGAGAUAAUUCCAACCGGUAAUCAGCUCAUCCAAGUGAACGAAAAUCCUGAAAGUGCUCCGCAUUCUCAUGAAAAGAGAACACUAGAGAAACGACGUAAGAAGAAAAAAGGGGGAAAAGGGGGCAAGAAGAACAAAUUUUAA
Molecule: messenger RNA, 222 nt
Organism: Puccinia triticina
Lineage: Eukaryota; Fungi; Basidiomycota; Pucciniomycetes; Pucciniales; Pucciniaceae
Exons: 1
Coding region: 1-222 (73 amino acids)
Source: RefSeq, a predicted model, not a curated record